GUAUGAGUUUCAAGUCUGGGAAUAAAAUCGAGAUAUUACAAUUAUUUACAAUAUUAAGCAGUAAAAAAAAGUUUGUGCACAAGAAUCUGGUAUAAAUCUAUAUAAAUUAUAAUUGUGUAAUAUUUGUCAGCGAACGUCUACAUAUUAAUUAUUAUUUUUCUGAAAUGGGGGUAUUUACGAUAGCUAUGUACUGAUUUAAAAGCAAAACUAUAGGAAUAUACUCGUAAUUUAUUUCAUUUUCACACAUAAGUAAAAAUCAUUUGUACACUAAAAACAAACCAACGAGAGUAUUAAACAGAAUAUUCAUUUAAAGAAUCGGUCUCUACAAUAUUUGAAAAAAAAGUUCGUGGUUGGCUUGGUGGCAUAAUAGACGAUAUGAGGCGAAGCAGUCCCGUACAGCAGUGGCUCGAUUCAUUGCCAACACAGUCCAACAGCGAGAUUGUAAACCCUGAUGAAGAUCAAGCAGAACCAACAGACAAAUCAGACAGUAAACCUGAUGACACCACCACUGAAAAUACUGUAGUAGAAACCAUAAAACUGAAGUUACAAGAAGAAAUAAAUCUAGAUGUACCUGGCCCUAAAGAUACAUGGAAAAGAAAAUCAUUGGACAGCGCUAUGCUAACAAGUACUCCUCAUAGAGGCAGUGUGAAAAGACUACAGAGAGACCACUCUGUUCAGUCAGAAGGAUACUCACCAAAGUUAAAAAAUCCAUUAUUUAGGGAUCAUUCUCUACAGUCUGAUGCUAGUGGCUCGAGUGGCAGUUCCGUGUUGAACGUGUUAGGCGCCAGAAAAGUAGACGCAGAAUCGGUUUUACUUGCCUUAGGCUUUGGGCCAAGUGAAAAACAGCAAAAAUUACAAAGAAUACCUGAUAGAUUUUUGGGUCCCUCAAGGCUUAAGGGUAUAAGCACCGAAGAAUUUAUAAAGAAUGAGCAUCAUUCAAUGAGAAUGCACGAUUGUGGAAUUUUCGGAUACAGGGGUCUGACAGGGAAUCCUCAUGUUCCACCAUCGACAAUUGUAGCUAAAAUCAUUGGGUGUUUGUUACAAGAUGAAGUUUGUCGCGAGGAGAUUUUGCUGAAGGCUCGUCACUCUAUCGCGGAUAUGCGUAGCGCGCCCGGUGCGAACUCUCUGCUCGAACCCAAACUGCGGAACCAUUGACCUUGUUUACUGUUAUCGUGUAAUACAUUACAUGUUACAUUUAAUUAUAGCUAAUAUUGACCGGUGUUCGGAAUAAGCUAUUUCUUUCUUCAAAUUUAAAUUGAACAGCAUAUCGAAAGAUCUCUGCUUUGUUGAACUACUUAAUAAAAUAACAAAUAUUUCCAAUUUACUUUUAGACUAAUCUGAACACUAAAUAAUGUUAUCCGCCUUUGUGAAAAUCUCAAAAAAAUCUAAAAAUUUUGUUACAAAUUAAUUUUCGUAAGUAAUAGUAGUAUUUAUUUGUAGCACCAAGCUGUGCUCGUGACGCGUCAGAUUGUCUUGACUCUGUAAUACCAAAACUAAACCAACUCCUCCUUCAUUUCGCGUUAUGAUACCAGCACAUAUCUUGUUCAGCUGGUUUUGACUAUGGCGCCAUCGUGCCUCUCAUUAUAUUAGGAAUACUUGUUAUUGGGACGGAAAAAUUGCUGGAGUUAGUGAUCCUAACAGUCGUGAUCUAAGUUGAACUGUUAAGUUUGUAAUACAAUAUAUCCGAAAAAAUGUGUUUCUAGACUCAGUUAUUUGUCUGGGAAGUCAUAAGCAGAAUGAGAUAGUAUAAGCAGCGGCAUUUAAUUUAAAAAUUUGGAAUUAAGUAGAUUCACUUAUUGUAUACUAAAAGUUUGGUGACUGACGCGACUUAAUAAUACAGUUGAUUGUUUAGGCAUUUUCUUCAAUGGCUGAAGUCGGUUAAGCAAAUAUAAUUUAAAUAAAAAUUUAGAGCAUCGUUUGAGUAUUUUCUAUACAGGGUAUAUGACUUUCACCGAAGCAAAAAAAUAAUAAAAUAUUAAAAAAUAACGGAAAAUAAAUUAUAGAAGUAUUGGAAAAUUUAGAUUUACCCGAAAUCUAAAACGGAGGCUCACAGACACACUCUCGUUUUGUUAUACUGUGGAUUUCGAUCGAGUUGCUGAAUUGUUGACUGACAAAGCAAUGAGAAUUAUCUUAUCUUGUUAAUUUAUUGUUUCUUCAGACUUAAACAUUUAAGAAGGGAAUUAACCGCUUAGUUUUUAGAAAUAAGUUCUCUCGUAUUCUUCCAAAUAGUUCUAUGACGUCUGAGUAAAUUCUUACCAUUUUACUGAGUUAUAAUUAAAUUUAAUCAAAUCUCAUUCCAGUUAACUUCAAUUUUAAUUUAUUUUCUUUUCCAGUAACUUCUUAUUUAUGUAGUAGUUCAUGAUAAUAUACUUUAAUCUCAAAAUCUUAAUAUUUGUUUUAAAAUAAUUUAAUUAUGUCCAUUUAAUAAAUUUAAACAAAAAGGUUAAUACAGAUACAA
This is a messenger RNA of Bombyx mandarina (wild silkworm), 2458 nucleotides long. RefSeq names its product Ki-ras-induced actin-interacting protein-IP3R-interacting domain olf186-M (gene olf186-M). The record is from RefSeq and is a predicted model, not a curated record. Gene Ontology annotation, molecular function: signaling receptor binding. Lineage: Eukaryota; Metazoa; Arthropoda; Insecta; Lepidoptera; Bombycidae.